AUGAUGAAAUGCUUUGAGAGACACCCACCUGGCUGCCCCUUUUCCUCAGGGAGCGUGCGGGGAGCCCUCGGGCUCUCACCCCUCCUCCACACCGGCGAGCUGGAGGGCUUGGGGACGUGCAGUGCGCGGGCGCUUACGCUCCUGAGCAGCGCCUUCGGUGCGAGUGGGCUCCUGCUGGUGGGAAUUGCUGUGAGCACUGACUACUGGCUGUACCUGGAGGAGGGGCUGGUUUCCCAACAUAAUCAGAGCACCGAGAUCACCAUGGCUCUCCACUCUGGCCUUUGGAGGGUCUGCUUCGUCGCUGGCCGGGAGAACGGCCGAUGUGUGGCGACAGAGUAUUUCCUGGAGCCUGAAGUUGAGAUUACAACAGAGAACACAGCCAAUAUUCUCAAGAUGAUUCAGACAGCCACCCCCUUUCCGAUGGUGAGCCUCCUCUUUGUCUUCACUGCCUUCAUCAUCAGUAACAUUGGACACAUCCGUCCCCAGCGCACCAUCCUGGCCUUUGUCUCUGGAAUAUUCUUCAUUCUGUCUGGUCUGAGCCUGGUGGUGGGCUUGGUCCUCUACAUCUCCAGCAUCAACGAUGAGGUGAUGAACCGCCCGAGGGAGCCGGAGCUCCACUUCCGCUACCGGUACGGAUGGUCAUUUGCUUUCGCCGCCUCGUCCUUCCUCCUCAAAGAGGGCGCUGGAGUGCUUUCGGUCUAUCUGUUUAUGAAGCGCUACGCAGAGGAAGAGAUGUACCGGCCACAUCCAGCCCUCUAUCGCCCGCGGCUGAGUGACUCGUCUGACCAUUCAGCCCAGUUUCUGCACCCCCAGCCCUGGCAACGGGCACGCAGUGCAUCUGAGAUUUCCAGCGACAUUUCCAUCCAGAUGAAUGAGAGCUUCCCGCCUGCUGUCACCUGUGAUCGUGGGAGGUACUCGACCUCACCCUGCUGAGCAGAAAGAAAACUGGAUGCACUUGCACAGAGUGAAGUUCACUCCAGACCGUCCCAUCACACACUCCCAGGGUCAGACAGAGUGAAGCACCCUCCACGCCGUCCCAUCACACACUCCCGGGGUCAGACAGAGUGAAGCACCCUCCACGCCGUCCCAUCACACACUCCCGGGGUCAGACAGAGUGAAUCUCCCUCCACACCGUCCCAUCACACACUCCCGGGGUCAGACACAGAGUGAAUCUCCCUCCACACUGUCCCAUCACACACUCCCGGGGUCAGACACAGAGUGAAGCUCCCUCCACACUGUCCCAUCACACACUCCCGGGGUCAGACACAGAGUGAAUCUCCCUCCACACGGUCCCAUCACACACUUCAGGGUCAGACAGAGUGAAGCUCCCUCCACAUUAUCCCACCAAUCACUCCUGGGGUCAGAUACAAAUUGAAGCUCCCUCCACACUGUCCCAUCACUCACUCACUCACGGGGUCAGACAGAGUGAAGCUCCCUCCACAUUAUCCCAGCACUUGCUCCCGGGGUCAGACACAGUGAAUCUCUCUCCACACUGUCCCAUCGCUCACUCAUGGGGUCAGACACAGAGUGAAUCUCCCUCCACACCAUCCCAUCACACUCCCAGGGUCAGACACAGAGUGAAGCUCCCUCCACACCGUCCCAUCACACACUCCCGGGGUCAGACUUUCUCCUCCUCACUCCCUCUGUUCUUUUUCUGUGUUUCUCUUUCUAUCCGUCCAGGUGUCUUAGCUUCUCCUACGUUCGACAGCCAUCUCUUGCUCCAUCUCUGUUCCUCUCUCUCUGUCUCUCUCCUCCUCUUUCUCUCUUUCUCCCCCGUCCAUCACCCUACCCAUCCCACUCCCCCUUUCUCCCUCCUGCUCCCCUCCCCCUCCCUCUUCUUUCUCUUUCUGCUUCCCUCCCACCUCUCUUCAUAAUUUCCCCCUCCCUCCCUGCAUUCUGCCCUUCUCUCUGUUUCUCUGGUGUGUGUCCAUGACCCCAUCAUGUCCUCACCCUCCGCACAUUUGCCAGGACUUGGUGUGUCCGAGAGGGAGACCACCCACGGGGCCCAGGUGUGAGCAAGAGCCCCCCCUCUGGUCUGGCCAGAGACCCUGGCUGUGUGAGGGUGGGGGGUGGAAGGAGAGGGAGGUGUGUGAUGUGGACGGAGGGAGUGUGGGGACUGAGAUCCUCACCCUGUCGCAAAGUCUGGCCGUUCUGAGGACCCAGAGGAGGGUCGGGGGUGGGGGGUGGGGGUUGGGGCAAAAAGAAACCACGAUGUGGGGUGAGAAAAAAAUCAUUGCACGUCCUUUUAUACGAUCCGUGAACAUUGUCAACUGUUGCGUGUUUUGUGUACCUGCGCGUCGCUAUCCAUCGUUCGCAACCGAUCUCCCCCCGGAGGGGCGCAGGCU
This is a messenger RNA of Mobula hypostoma (lesser devil ray), 2345 nucleotides long. Its product is annotated as voltage-dependent calcium channel gamma-7 subunit-like. Lineage: Eukaryota; Metazoa; Chordata; Chondrichthyes; Myliobatiformes; Myliobatidae. Gene Ontology annotation, cellular component: AMPA glutamate receptor complex; postsynaptic density membrane. The coding region runs from base 1 to 933 and encodes 310 amino acids. Gene Ontology annotation, biological process: transmission of nerve impulse; postsynaptic neurotransmitter receptor diffusion trapping; neurotransmitter receptor internalization. The record is from RefSeq and is a predicted model, not a curated record. The transcript is spliced from 6 exons. Gene Ontology annotation, molecular function: channel regulator activity; voltage-gated calcium channel activity.